ACUUCCGGCGGGGCGGGGGCGCGGUGAGCUGACUUCCGCGGCGGCGGCGCGAUGACCACGCUCCGAGCAUUCACCUGCGACGAUCUGUUCCGCUUCAACAACAUUAACUUGGAUCCGCUUACAGAAACUUAUGGGAUUCCUUUUUACUUACAGUACCUCGCCCACUGGCCAGAGUAUUUCAUCGUUGCAGAGGCACCUGGUGGAGAGCUAAUGGGUUAUAUUAUGGGGAAAGCAGAAGGCUCGGUGGCGAGGGAAGAAUGGCACGGGCACGUUACAGCUCUGUCUGUUGCCCCAGAGUUCCGACGCCUUGGUUUGGCUGCUAAACUUAUGGAGUUGUUAGAGGAGAUUUCAGAAAGAAAGGGUGGCUUUUUUGUUGAUCUCUUUGUAAGAGUAUCUAACCAAGUUGCAGUCAAUAUGUACAAGCAGUUGGGCUACAGUGUCUACAGGACGGUCAUAGAGUACUAUUCAGCCAGCAAUGGGGAGCCUGACGAGGAUGCUUAUGAUAUGAGGAAAGCACUUUCCAGGGACACAGAGAAGAAAUCCAUCAUACCAUUACCUCACCCUGUGAGGCCUGAAGACAUUGAAUAACCAUGGGCAGUGGUUCUUAGGCAGAUCCUCCAGAGAGUUUAUGGACAAUGUUAUUUUCACUGGAUGAUCUUGGAGCUCUUAGGAGGAGAAUAAUCAUUUAGGUCUUAAAGACGUCAGAAAAUACAGGUUAUAAACGUAAGCAAUAUCAUACUUACUAAAAGCUGUUCAAAGGAGCCCUGGUGGUACAUGGUUAGUGCUCAGCCAUUAACCGAAAGGUCCGUGGUUCAAACCCAACAGCGGUUCCAUGGGAGAAAAGACCUAGAGAUCUACUCCUGUAAAGAUUACAGCCUAGGAAACCCUACGGGGCAGUUCUCUUCUGACCUAGAGGGUGGCUAUGAGUCAGAAUCGACUCGACGGCACGUAACAACAAAGCUGUUCAUUGUAAUAAAAUUCAGUCGAUAAGGCAGCUAGGUCAGGAGACCUUCCACUCUGAUGGUUCAUAAUAGUCACUAAAUGCUAGGGAAAACCUUGCUCCAAUUUCCUCCUGAGUUCAAUGCCUGAGAACCACUGCUGCAUAUGUAUUUUUUAUUUUGUAUUCAAAUGUUAAUUGAAGCUUUAAAAGCAAAUAUGAAAUGUGUAAAUCUAAGAUGUAUAAUAAAAUACAUAGUUGACCCUACAAAUGUUUUAUGGAAGUUUGUUGGUCAUUUAUACAACUACAUCAGAAUUAAGAAAAGUAAUCAUUUAGGAUGUGUUAUUUCUCUUACUGAUUGUACAUUUUACCUGAUUUUAUGCACACCUGAGACAAUCCCAGCCCAGCAUACGUAAGCUUUCUUCUUCCUGCACAGUAAAUUCUUCAGUUAACUUGUUUUCAGUGUUAGUCCCUGAUCUUUUGUCGCUUCUCAUAAUACAUUGCUUAAAUCUUGCCUUUCUGAAUACAGACAUGCUGUUCUUUUUUUUUUGUUUUUUUUUAAAGGGGAAAAAGAA
Messenger RNA from Trichechus manatus latirostris (Florida manatee), 1512 nucleotides. It is a transcript of the gene NAA20, whose product is annotated as N-alpha-acetyltransferase 20, NatB catalytic subunit. The transcript has 6 exons. Gene Ontology annotation, molecular function: protein-N-terminal amino-acid acetyltransferase activity. Gene Ontology annotation, cellular component: NatB complex. Lineage: Eukaryota; Metazoa; Chordata; Mammalia; Sirenia; Trichechidae. The record is from RefSeq and is a predicted model, not a curated record. Gene Ontology annotation, biological process: N-terminal peptidyl-methionine acetylation. Bases 52 to 588 code for a protein of 178 amino acids.